Messenger RNA from Saccoglossus kowalevskii, 660 nucleotides. RefSeq names its product nicotinamide N-methyltransferase-like. Gene Ontology annotation, molecular function: N-methyltransferase activity. The record is from RefSeq and is a predicted model, not a curated record. NCBI's taxonomy places the organism in Eukaryota, Metazoa, Hemichordata, Enteropneusta, Harrimaniidae. Gene Ontology annotation, cellular component: cytosol.
AUGGCUAAACUAGAAAACUUUUCCACAUUCUUAUUAGAGGGUGUGUCUGGUAAUCGUCUGAUUGACAUUGGUUCUGGGCCGUGCGUUUAUCAAUUCAUCUCUGCGUGUACAAAGUUCAAUGAAAUUAUUGCCGCUGAUAUAAGCAGUGGGAACCAAGAGGCAAUAAGACGAUGGAUAAGUGAAGAUUCUGGUGUUUUUGAUUGGAAACCCUACGUUAAAUAUGUCUGUGAACUAGAAGGACAUCAAAAUGUUUCAGAACGAGAGAAGAUAAUUCGUAGAUCAGUGAAAGAUGUCAUCCAUUGUGACAUUUCUAAAGAGUACCCAGUCGGUUCGAGUGUUUCCCCACUAUACGAUUUCGUGAUUUCAGGUUUUUGCAUUGAAUGCAUUGCUAAAAGCAAACAGCAAUGGGUGCAAUACUUGAAGAAUGCGUCCAACCUUCUGAAGAGUGGUGGAUGGUUCAUACAACUUUGCCAGCCAGCUGAUUUCUACGUAAUUGGAGACGAGCGGUAUACAUGCUUCAACGUCGAUGAUGAAUUCGUGACGCAAGCGAUACGAGAAGCUGGGUUUUUGGUAGUGAAAAGUUUUCUCAAGAAAUACACAGAUGUGCGUAGUUAUAUGAACUACGAUUUCACAAUAGUGGUAUUAGCAAAGAAAACGUAA